AUGGCCACCUUUGCGACGCUCCCGGGAGAUCUGCUGACCGCCAUCGCGAGCUACGUCGACGGGCCGCAGAUCGUCGUCGCCGUCGCGGCCGACGGCGACGCGCGGGCCGCCCUGCGCCGCGGCGUCGACGCGGCCGAGGAAGCUCUGCGAGGAGUGACGAUACGCGAGGCCGAAUUUUUAUUACUGCACUCGUACCACGUGCAGGCCGCAGCGCUCUCCGACCGGCAGGCCGCGGGCCUUGUACUCGUGGAGAACGCGGCUGGCUACUAUUUUGACAGCGACAUUAUACCGACGCUUCUUGCAUACCGAGCAGUCCCGGAUGUUGAGACAUCCUCCACCAUCGACGGAGAGGUACGCGUAGCGGGCAGGGCUCUGCAUUACGUCAGCGGGUCGGGGCACGAACGAUCGCUCCUGUUCGCGGCCAUGCUCCUCGAUGCGGGGGCAGACGUUAAUGCGAGAUGCGAUCCCGAAAAUCUAGCUGGGACGACCGCGUUAGCGUGGGCUCUAGCCGCCGAUUAUGAGCUCGACGAGAACGACGAGCCGACGAUCUACUGCGAGGACCUCGACAGCGUGUUGACUAAACUUCACGUGGCUAGGAAACUCAUCAGACGCGGCGCGGACAUCGGUAUCGAUUCGGAACAUUCGAGGGCCGCGCUUUCUAGCACGGAGGAUUAUGUGGCGUGUGUGUUUGAUUUGAGCAUCCAGCGCUGGGGCGAGGUCGACGACGACGUGCGCCGGGCUCUUCUAGCGACCAUGCCUGAUUGCACGGAGGAACUCUCUGAGAUAUACUACUUCAUCGCCGACCGGCUUGAUGCCUCCUUAGCCGCUGCCCACGCCGCCAAAAUGGCUUCUCUCGAGAACAGCAUCCGAGAGGAUGAAAAUAAAAUUGAGGAGGCUCGCCGCAAGAUACGCGGCUAUCAGCUCCAGAUACGCCACAAAACGCUCGAAAUCGCGGUGAAUAAGGCGGCGAUCAUAGCUUUGACCCCCUUGAUGGUAAUUAUUGCCGCGGGGACGGUUGCGCGCAGGGUCGGCUGGGACCGCUGGGUCGACUUGGAGAACGAGUGGUUUUCUUUUGGUCGCUGUUGGUUUUGUUUCGUUUUCUUCUGCCUUGUCGUUGCUCAUGCGAUUGUUCGUGGCAUCGUGCUGCGCGAAAGAAAGAAGGCGUGA
This is a messenger RNA of Pelagomonas calceolata, 1167 nucleotides long. The record is from the annotation of a GenBank genome assembly. NCBI's taxonomy places the organism in Eukaryota, Pelagophyceae, Pelagomonadales, Pelagomonadaceae.